GCGCUGCAGGGGACGCGGGGGAAGCGGCGGCGCCGGCCGCCGACAGCUCCGACUGCGCCCCGGGCCGGAGCCCCAGCCCCGGGAGGUUGAUUGACUUAUGUGCAGUUUGGGACGCUGGGGUUGUCCUUCCCUGUGCAGACUGGAGUGCAGCCUCUGUUGGUGUCACAAGGAGGAGGCUGAAUGAGGCAGAGGGGCUGAGCUCUGUCCGGGAGGCCCACUUAGAGCGACACGAGGCAGCGCGACCCCGAGGGCUGGGGAGCAGGGAGUGGGGCCUGGUGCCGAGGAUGGCCAGGCAGCAGGCACCACCCUGGGUCCAUGCAGCCUUCCUCCUCUUCCUCCUCAGCCUUAGUGGUGCCAUCGAGAUUCCUAUGGAUCUGACCCAGCCCCCGACCAUCACCAAGCAGUCUGUGAAGGACCACAUCGUGGACCCCCGGGAUAACAUCCUGAUUGAGUGUGAAGCAAAGGGAAACCCAGCUCCCAGCUUCCACUGGACCCGCAACAGCAGGUUCUUCAACAUUGCCAAGGACCCCCGGGUAUCCAUGAGGAGAAGGUCUGGGACCCUGGUGAUCGACUUCCGCAGCGGUGGGCGGCCCGAGGAGUAUGAGGGAGAGUACCAGUGCUUUGCCCGCAACAAAUUCGGCACGGCCCUGUCCAACAGGAUCCGCCUGCAGGUGUCCAAGUCUCCCCUGUGGCCCAAAGAAAACCUGGACCCCGUCGUGGUUCAAGAAGGCGCCCCCUUGACGCUGCAGUGCAACCCCCCGCCGGGCCUCCCGUCCCCGGUCAUCUUCUGGAUGAGCAGCUCCAUGGAGCCUAUCACCCAGGACAAACGCGUCUCCCAGGGCCACAAUGGGGACCUGUACUUCUCCAACGUGAUGCUGCAGGACAUGCAGACCGACUACAGCUGCAAUGCCCGCUUCCACUUCACCCACACCAUCCAGCAGAAGAACCCCUUCACCCUCAAGGUCCUCACCACCCGAGGAGUUGCAGAGAGAACGCCCAGCUUCAUGUACCCCCAGGGCACAUCCAGCAGUCAGAUGGUGCUUCGAGGCAUGGACCUCCUUCUCGAGUGCAUCGCGUCGGGAGUCCCAACCCCAGACAUCGCAUGGUACAAGAAGGGUGGGGACCUCCCAUCUGACAAGGCCAAGUUCGAGAACUUUAACAAGGCCCUUCGCAUUACCAAUGUCUCCGAGGAAGACUCUGGGGAGUACUUCUGCCUGGCCUCCAACAAGAUGGGCAGCAUCCGGCACACGAUCUCGGUGAGAGUAAAGGCUGCUCCCUACUGGCUGGAUGAACCCAAGAACUUGAUCCUGGCUCCUGGAGAGGAUGGGAGACUGGUGUGCCGAGCCAACGGGAACCCCAAGCCCACCGUCCAGUGGAUGGUGAAUGGGGAGCCUUUGCAAUCGGCACCACCCAACCCCAACCGCGAGGUGGCCGGCGACACCAUCAUCUUCCGGGACACGCAGAUCAGCAGCAGGGCCGUGUACCAGUGCAACACCUCCAAUGAGCACGGCUACCUGCUGGCCAACGCCUUCGUCAGUGUGCUGGAUGUGCCACCUCGGAUGCUGUCACCCCGGAACCAGCUCAUUAGGGUGAUCCUCUAUAACCGGACUCGGCUGGACUGCCCAUUCUUUGGGUCCCCCAUCCCCACACUCCGAUGGUUUAAGAAUGGGCAAGGAAGCAACCUGGAUGGUGGCAACUACCACGUCUACGAGAAUGGCAGUCUGGAUAAGAUGAUCCGCAAAGAGGACCAGGGCAUCUACACCUGUGUUGCCACCAACAUACUGGGCAAAGCUGAAAACCAAGUCCGCCUGGAGGUCAAAGACCCCACGAGGAUCUUUCGGAUGCCUGAGGACCAAGUGGCCAAAAGGGGGACCACGGUGCAGCUGGAGUGCCGGGUGAAACACGACCCCUCCCUGAAGCUCACGGUCUCCUGGCUGAAGGACGAUGAACCGCUCUAUAUUGGAAACAGGAUGAAGAAGGAGGAUGACUCCCUGACCAUCUUUGGCGUGGCAGAGAGGGACCAGGGCAGUUACACCUGUGUCGCCAGCACUGAGCUAGACCAAGACCUGGCCAAAGCCCAACUGACUGUGCUAGCCGAUCAAGCCACUCCAACUAACCGUUUGGCUGCUCUGCCCAAAGGACGGCCAGACCGACCCCGGGACCUGGAGCUCACCGACCUGGCUGAGAGGAGCGUGAGGCUCACCUGGAUCCCGGGGGAUGACAACAACAGCCCCAUCACAGACUACGUCGUCCAGUUUGAAGAGGAUCAGUUCCAGCCAGGGGUCUGGCAUGACCAUUCCAAGUUCCCAGGCAGUGUCAACUCAGCCGUCCUCCAUCUGUCCCCGUAUGUCAACUACCAGUUCCGGGUCAUUGCCGUCAACGAAGUGGGGAGCAGUCACCCCAGCCUACCAUCCGAGCGCUACCGAACCAGUGGAGCACCCCCUGAAUCCAAUCCUGGUGAUGUGAAGGGAGAAGGGACCAGAAAGAACAACAUGGAGAUCACGUGGACGCCCAUGAAUGCCACCUCCGCCUUUGGCCCCAACCUGCGCUACAUCGUCAAGUGGCGGCGGAGGGAGACUCGAGACACGUGGAACAACGUGACAGUGUGGGGCUCCCGCUACGUGGUGGGGCAGACUCCUGUCUAUGUGCCCUAUGAGAUUCGGGUCCAGGCAGAAAACGAUUUUGGGAAAGGCCCCGAGCCGGACACUGUCAUCGGAUACUCAGGAGAAGAUUAUCCCAGGGCUGCGCCCACCGAAGUUAAAAUCCGAGUCAUGAACAGCACAGCCAUCAGCCUUCAGUGGAACCGCGUCUACUCCGACACGGUCCAGGGCCAACUCAGAGAGUACCGAGCCUACUACUGGAGGGAGAGCAGCUUGCUGAAGAACCUGUGGGUAUCUCAGAAGAGACAGCAAGCCAGCUUCUCCAGCGAGCGCAACCGAGGCGUGGUGUCCCGCCUCUUCCCCUAUAGUAACUACAAGCUGGAAAUGGUUGUGGUCAAUGGGAGAGGCGAUGGGCCUCGCAGCGAAACCAAGGAGUUCACCACUCCAGAAGGAGUACCCAGUGCCCCCAGGCGUUUCCGAGUCCGGCAGCCCAACCUGGAGACAAUCAACCUGGAGUGGGACCAUCCGGAGCACCCCAAUGGGAUCCUGAUUGGAUACAUCCUCAAAUAUGUGGCCUUUAACGGAACCAAAGUGGGGAAGCAGAUGGUGGAGAACUUUUCUCCCAAUCAGACCAAGUUCUCGAUGCAGAGGGCAGACCCCGUGUCCCGCUACCGCUUUACCCUCAGCGCCAGGACGCAGGUGGGCUCUGGGGAAGCUGUCACGGAGGAGUCUCCUGCGCCUCCGAAUGAAGCUACUCCAACCGCAGCUCCUCCCACGUUACCCCCAACCACCGUGGGUGCCACGGGCGCGCUGGGCAGCACUGACGCUACUGCCCUUGCUGCCACCAGUGAAGCAACACCUGUCCCCAUCGUCCCAACUGUGGCACCUACCACCACCACCACCACCACCGUGGCCACAACUACAACCACUGCCGCCACCACCACCACCACCACCACGGAGAGCCCUCCCACCACCACCACCACCACCACGGGAACUAAGAUUCAGGAAUCCGCCCCCGACGAGCAGUCCAUAUGGAACGUCACGGUGCUCCCCAACAGUAAAUGGGCCAACAUCACCUGGAAGCACAAUUUCGGGCCCGGAACUGACUUUGUGGUUGAGUACAUCGACAGCAACCAUACGAAAAAAACUGUCCCUGUUAAGGCCCAGGCCCAGCCUAUACAGCUGACAGACCUCUAUCCCGGGAUGACUUACACAUUGCGGGUGUAUUCCCGGGACAACGAGGGUAUCAGCAGUACCGCCAUCACCUUUAUGACCAGUACAGCUUACACCAACAACCAGGCUGACAUCGCCACCCAGGGCUGGUUCAUCGGGCUCAUGUGUGCCAUCGCUCUCCUGGUGCUGAUCCUACUCAUCGUCUGCUUCAUCAAGAGGAGCCGAGGUGGCAAAUACCCAGUGCGAGAGAAGAAGGAUGUCCCCCUGGGCCCCGAAGACCCCAAAGAAGAGGAUGGAUCCUUUGACUACAGCGAUGAGGACAACAAACCCCUGCAGGGCAGCCAGACCUCCCUGGACGGCACCAUCAAGCAGCAGGAGAGCGACGACAGCCUGGUGGACUAUGGCGAAGGGGGUGAGGGGCAGUUCAACGAGGACGGCUCCUUCAUCGGCCAGUACACUGUCAAAAAGGACAAGGAGGAGACGGAAGGCAACGAGAGCUCAGAGGCCACAUCGCCCGUCAACGCCAUCUACUCUCUGGCCUAACAGAGCCCCACCCGGCACAGCCACUGCUUCCCGCGUGGGACGAGGGGGAAGGGGGAGAGGACGCCGCCGCCGCCGCCGCCUUCGGGGACGAGGGGAUCCU
Perognathus longimembris pacificus (Pacific pocket mouse) is the source of this 4416-nucleotide messenger RNA. RefSeq names its product neurofascin (gene Nfasc). Lineage: Eukaryota; Metazoa; Chordata; Mammalia; Rodentia; Heteromyidae. Gene Ontology annotation, biological process: brain development; cell-cell adhesion. The record is from RefSeq and is a predicted model, not a curated record. Gene Ontology annotation, molecular function: cell-cell adhesion mediator activity.